AUGGAUGUGUGUGGGCGGCGACUGGGCGCACACACCUGCACCUGUGCAGAGGCCCCGACCGACGGUCGACCAAGAGAUGGCAUCGACCUGAUUGGCGCCAUCAAGCCAGGCCGACUCCCUUGCGUGCAUGAUAUCGCAGCCAUUGCUAUAAAUAAACGGUUAGACUUUGCCGAAAAGCCUACUUCCGCCCUGCCAUUGGCCCAUGCGGACAUGCAGCUCCCCAAUAGAGUCGACGUCGCCCAAGGCCAAGAGCCCGAGAUACUUGCGCAUACAUCGACAGUCGGUCAAGGCCAGUUUGACCACGGUCCUCGAUCCAAUGCGACCAAUGCGACUCUGCUUCUUCUAUCGCUCUCCAGCCGGUUCGGCGACCCAGCCCAAUCAGGCCUGGCACGGGCCAAAUAA
Messenger RNA from Clonostachys byssicola, 402 nucleotides. NCBI's taxonomy places the organism in Eukaryota, Fungi, Ascomycota, Sordariomycetes, Hypocreales, Bionectriaceae. The record is from the annotation of a GenBank genome assembly.